AUGGCCCUCGGACUCCUGGCCCUACUGGCCAGCCUGCUGGCGACCGCCGAGGCCGGCUCGGCCCCGCUGGUGGACAUCGUGGGUGGCAGGAAGGCCCGGCCGCAGGAGUUACCAUUCCUGGCCUCCAUUCAGAGCCAAGGGAGGCACUUCUGCGGGGGUGCCCUGGUCCACCCGGCCUUCGUCCUGACAGCGGCCAGCUGCUUCCGAAGCCGGAACACCGGGAUUGCCACCGUGGUGCUGGGGGCCUACAACCUGAGGCGGCGGCAGGAGAGGUCCCGGCAGGUGUUCUCCAUCAGGGGCGUCAGUGAGAAUGGCUACGACCCCCAGCAGAACCUGAACGACGUGCUGCUGCUACAGCUGGACCGUCAGGCCAACCUCACCAGCAGCGCCGUGGCAGUGGUACCACUGCCCGCACAGAACGCCACGGUGGAAGCUGGCACCAGCUGCCAGGUUGCGGGCUGGGGCGCCCGACGGCAGAGGGGGCGUCUCUGCCGCUUCCCAAGGGUCCUGAACGUCACCGUGACCCCCUCAAACCAGUGUCGCCCCAACAACGUGUGCACUGGCGUCCGUAACCGACGGGGCGGCAUCUGCCAGGGGGACGGGGGCACCCCCCUCGUCUGCAACGGCCUGGCGCACGGCGUGGCCUCCUGGUCCCGGGGGCCCUGCGGCAGGGGCCCCGACUUCUUCGCCCGCGUGGCGCUCUUCCGGGACUGGAUCGACUCAAUUAUAAACCAGCCAGGCGGAUGGGCGCCGGCCUGA
Molecule: messenger RNA, 759 nt
Organism: Hippopotamus amphibius kiboko
Lineage: Eukaryota; Metazoa; Chordata; Mammalia; Artiodactyla; Hippopotamidae
Gene: AZU1
Product: azurocidin 1
Exons: 5
Coding region: 1-759 (252 amino acids)
Biological process (GO): proteolysis
Molecular function (GO): serine-type endopeptidase activity
Source: RefSeq, a predicted model, not a curated record